Sorex araneus (European shrew) is the source of this 2601-nucleotide messenger RNA. It is a transcript of the gene RBM18, whose product is annotated as RNA binding motif protein 18. The transcript has 6 exons. The record is from RefSeq and is a predicted model, not a curated record. Gene Ontology annotation, molecular function: RNA binding. Lineage: Eukaryota; Metazoa; Chordata; Mammalia; Eulipotyphla; Soricidae. Bases 165 to 737 code for a protein of 190 amino acids.
GGGCGGCGCCGCGGCGCAGGCGUAGUGCGUCACGGGCGGCCAGGCAGCCGGCGGCGUACGGGAGGACGCGUCUACAGGGCCGUGGGGGCGCCGAAUCGGGACGUGCUUCGGGGGGCAUGAGCCGAGGGGACGACGCCGAGGCCACGAGUAUUUCAUAGAGAUUGAUGGAAACAGAAACCAAAACUCUUCCCCUGGAGAAUGCAUCCAUCCUUUCAGAGGGCUCCCUCCAGGAGGGGCACCGCUUAUGGAUCGGCAACCUGGACCCCAAAAUCACAGAGUACCACCUCCUCAAGCUCCUGCAGAAGUUCGGCACCGUGAAGCAGUUCGACUUCCUCUUUCACAAGUCGGGUGCCCUGGAGGGCCAGCCCCGCGGGUACUGCUUCGUGAACUUUGAGACUAAGCAGGAAGCGGAACAAGCCAUCCAGUGUCUCAAUGGCAAACUGGCUCUGUCCAAGAAGCUGGUGGUACGGUGGGCGCAUGCCCAAGUGAAGAGGUACGAUCACAACAAGAACGAUAAGAUCCUCCCCAUCAGCCUCGAGCCAUCCUCCAGCACCGAGCCUGCUCAGUCCAACCUGAGUGUCACCGCGAAGAUCAAAGCCAUCGAAGCGAAGCUGAAGAUGAUGGCCGAGAACCCGGAUGCCGAGUACCCCGCCGCCCCGGUGUACUCCUACUUCAAGCCACCGGAUAAAAAAAGGACUACUCCGUACUCGAGAACAGCCUGGAGGUCCCGGAGGUGAUGGCUGCGGUUCCCGUCCCCGCGCAGGCGCACGGGGCCCCGACCCCUCAGCGCCUGCGCCUCUGUCCUCCCUCUCGCGUGACCGGCACUGCCCAGCAGCGCACGCAGCACACGGUGGACCGUGGUGACGUAACGCUUUUGGAUGUUCUCACGGCUCUUGCUCCCCUGAAGUAUGUGUGGAAUUGAGCAUUGUCCAGAAUAAAUAGGAUUCCCUCCAAAUCUGUGACUCAAACUCUGGGAUGCGCUAGUUGGCUGGUCCGUCUGCAUUUGUAGCUCCAGAAACAACAUAUAUUGCUGCCAGAAAGGCAAACUUUUUUAAAAAAGUUACUAUUUCAAUCAGGAAACUAAAUUUAUUAACAUCCGUCUUAAAAAUAAUAGAGCUUUUUUUUUUUUUUCCCUCUUGUGCUCAAGUGUCUUUGCAACCUGCAAAGCGAGAAACGGGGAAGGAAGUGAAGUCUUUGGAAUCCUGUUGGGAGCUGGUGUUCCCGAGUUCGUUGCGGCAGCCCCGCUAGCUGCGCUGCGGGAGAGAGUCCUCGGCAAGAGAAAGCUGGUUCUUAGAGCAAGUAUUGAGGUCUUCUUUCGAGUGAUGCUCCUUGGUUCAAAAAUCUCAACUAGGCAGACAUGGUGUGUGGCUUAAAACUCGACAUCAACAAAACGAGAACAAAAUUCAGUAUCAUACACCAACCAUAAUGAAAUUCUAUUUGGAAUUUUAUUCUGUAGUGAUUUUUUUUUUUUUUAAAGAGCCCUGCCGCCUUCUGUAAUAUCAAAUGUUCUUUAACUGUGGGACUUUUUAAAUCGCUCUUACCUGCAUGAGGUUGUUUGUAUAGCAUGAGAAUGUUCUAUUUGGAAUUGUGUCCUGGUCAAACAGAGUAGAAAAGCAAGCUUUUUCUUUGAGAACCCUAGACACCGUUGGAUGAUGGCUCGCAAACAUUUUUUUCUAGUCAUUUUAGUGGGGUCCGAGCAGAGGACGUGUGAGUGCCUGGGGCCGGGAGGGAGGGGUCCGAGCAGAGGACGUGUGAGUGCCCGGGGCCGGGAGGGAGGGCCCAGAGGCCCAGGCGUGAGCCCCAGCCAGGCGGCACCAUAGCAGCGAGCUCCCCGUUUCCGGUUUAAAGCCUCGGGAGAGGACGGAGCUUCUUUCCCAAAGCUUCUCCCCGGGCAGACUCUGCCAGGAGCCUUCCAAGGGGAGCAGCAGCGCCCGGGGAGAAGCAGCGAGCCUGGCAGCGCCGGCGACGUCGGUCACUUAGUUUCUGUCCGUAGCUUCGGUCCUUGGGGCCCCAGCAUUGCUGCUUCCCUCAGCGAGUGACUCUCGAGCACUGCUCCUAGUGAGAGGAAACUUGGAUCAGAGGAACAUCAAGUCUCCCGGGAGGCCUCCGUGAGUUUAAGAUUCUUGAACUCAAACUGGCAGCUUGGCGAGAUCUCCAGGUUCUUAGAACCGAGUCCGAGAAAUUCUUAGCGCCUUUCCCUAGGUAGCCCUUUUAAGAGACCUUAGGUCUGUUGCGUAGUUUCUGCGUUUCUUAGUGAUUUGACAUGCGUCCCUUCCAUUCGGGGGACAGAUCCAGGAGGGUGGCACAAUUGCACUCCCCCACCCCUCUUUUUUGGUUUUUUUUUUUUUUUUUUUUUUUGGUCUGGUAACUUCGUAGAGCAUAGAGCUCACCAUUUUCUCCUUACGUUCUCAGAGGGCGAUGGUGAGAUAGGACUGACUUGAUGCAAAAUAGUCUUCUAUUUUUAAUAGGAUCUUAGAAAAUACUUCACUUUGAAUUCUAGAGUCUUUCCCUUUAGAAACCAGAGCUAUUUAUUUGUAUUUAAAGCGAUGUUUAUUUGUACCGAUUCUUACUCUCCUGUGUGAAUAAACGCAAGACAUUGUG